Molecule: messenger RNA, 1313 nt
Organism: Pezoporus flaviventris
Lineage: Eukaryota; Metazoa; Chordata; Aves; Psittaciformes; Psittacidae
Gene: DECR2
Product: 2,4-dienoyl-CoA reductase 2
Exons: 9
Coding region: 60-1088 (342 amino acids)
Biological process (GO): fatty acid catabolic process
Molecular function (GO): 2,4-dienoyl-CoA reductase (NADPH) activity
Source: RefSeq, a predicted model, not a curated record
CUGCGGGACCCAGCUCCGGCCCCGCGCUGUUGCCAGGCAACGCCUGACGACGCCUGCGCAUGCGGAUUGCGGAGGCUGCGCCGGCGAAGACUACAUCUCCCAGCAGGCCGUGCGGCUUUGUCCCGCCGUGCCUCGCCGCAGCGGGUCAGAGUUCGGGUUCGAGUGCCGGUGCUGGCGGGGGAUCGCGCGCCAUGGCGGAGGCCGCAGCGGCCUCCCGUCCGCCGCCGGACGUGGACAGCGAUGAGUGCCUCCGCGAGUACAGGCACCUCUUCAGUCCCGACAUCCUGGCGGGCCAGGUCGCGUUCAUCACCGGCGGCGGGUCGGGCAUUGGCUUCCGCAUCGCAGAGAUCUUCAUGAGGCACGGCUGCCGGACUGUCAUUGCAAGCCGGAACCUGCAGCGGGUGGUGGAGGCCUCCAAGAAGCUGGUGGCAGCCACAGGCCAGCAGUGCCUGCCUCUGUCCAUCGAUGUCAGGCAGCCCCAAACCAUCGUGGCAGCAGUGGAUGAGGCACUGAGAGAGUUCAAGCAGAUUGACAUCCUCAUCAAUGGUGCUGCAGGAAACUUCCUGUGCCCAGCCAGUGCCCUGUCCUUCAAUGCCUUCAAGACUGUGAUAGAUAUCGACACCAUUGGCACCUUCAACACCUCCAAAGUCCUCUUUGAGAAGUAUUUCCAUGACCACGGUGGAGUCAUUGUCAACAUCACUGCAACACUGAGCUACCGAGGGCAGGCCCUGCAGGUGCAUGCUGGUACUGCUAAGGCUGCCAUAGAUGCCAUGACCCGUCACCUUGCUGUGGAGUGGGGACCCAACAACAUCCGAGUGAACAGCCUGGCACCGGGCCCCAUUACUGGCACUGAGGGCUACCGGCGGCUUGGUGGGAAGUUUGCUGAGGAAGCAAGCCAUUUCAACACAAUACCCCUGCAGCGUGCAGGGAACAAGACGGAGAUCGCCCACAGCACGCUGUACCUGGCGAGCCCCCUCUCCUCCUAUGUGACAGGCACCACCCUGGUCGUGGAUGGUGGGAGCUGGCUGACCUCUGCCAACAGCUUCCCUGCCUUGCUGGGUAUUGCUUCAUCCUCUGCUAAACUCUAGAUUUCUGGGCUGCAGGAGCAAACAAAAAUCACUGAUGGACAGCCUGAGACUGACCGAUGGACAGGAACAGGACCGAACGCUGCUGCGCUGGGACACCUCGGGGUGCUGGCUCCCCAGUGGAGCUGAUGGCUGGUGCGGGGUGAUGCUGCUGAUCCUGCAUCAGCUGGGAGGCGGGAGCCCCAGCAGUGCUGUGGGGAGCAAGCCCACCCUUCACCCCACCAUUCU